Apis cerana (Asiatic honeybee) is the source of this 3967-nucleotide messenger RNA. RefSeq names its product photoreceptor-specific nuclear receptor. Gene Ontology annotation, molecular function: zinc ion binding; DNA-binding transcription factor activity; sequence-specific DNA binding. NCBI's taxonomy places the organism in Eukaryota, Metazoa, Arthropoda, Insecta, Hymenoptera, Apidae. Gene Ontology annotation, biological process: regulation of DNA-templated transcription. The record is from RefSeq and is a predicted model, not a curated record.
ACGUCCCAUUGUUCAGAAAUCGAUCGAUCCAUCUAAAAAUUAACAAUAUUCGAUUAAGAUAACGUUGCAUCGAUACAUUCCACGACGAAAUUUCUCAUCCACUAUAUCCAAUUAUCCGCUUCCCCGCAUCGAUCAAUCCCCGAAAGAAGAUCUGCUGCGACCUAACUCAAAAAGCAUUUUUUCGUCGUGUCGCUCCGCUCCAUCGUGUCUCUUCUCGCUCAGCAACGCCGGGUAUCGUUCAACUCCGCUCCGAUAAAGGGGAUGCUCGCGGGUCGAAGCAGGUCGGGAGAAAGAAGGGUGGAAAUUGAGAAAGAGACGGGUUUCACUACCACGUAGCCAACGAUCAACAAUUGCACGACGUUCAGUUGGAGAAGGUAGGCGUCGUCUCGUGGCGACGUAACACGGGGUGGGGGGUUGGAGCUUUGGCCAGGCGUCAACCGACGCGAAGGGGCGCGCGCAGGCGCCGCGACGAGCGUCGUCGGCGAAGCGCCGCGUCAAACGUGCCGGCUAUAGGUUAAAUCCUCCCGCUCCUCGUUUUUGUUGUUUUUCCGCCGUUGCCUCCUGAUCCCGCCUUCAAAAGUGCCAACGGACCAAUCGGUGGCCCGUGCUCGCGGGUCGAGGCACCACUUCCAGCCACCAACGACGUCGACCUCCCGUGAUACGGGACGAUCGAGCCGAGCUAACCGUCGAUCUCUCGCCGGGAGACGCCAACCUCGAGACGUCAUCCGUCGUCGUUUCUCUGACGCGGUUCCAUCAGUUUCCAAGAACCGAUCCAAGGACCCCGAAAUCGGUUGUCGGUGGAGCUCGGGGGUUCGUCGUGUUCUCGUCACUUUCGUCGUUUUCGUGCAUUGGUGAAGUUGAAGGGACGGAGAUGAUGGGUGACUUAUUUAAUAUCAGUGCGAGAAGUUCGUAAUACUUUUGAGCGAGUUCUUUUUUUUUUUUGUUUUGAAUGAAAGAAGUUGGAACAGUUAAAAUUGUUGGUGUGCACGAGUGCGAAGAAGGGUGAAGAAGAAGAAGAAGAAUUAAUUAGUAUAUUGUCUUUUGUUUAACGAGGAAUGUUGGUCGAUACAUCAUGAACGGAGCAACGUCGGUCACGACUUCGGAGGAACAUCAGCAUCAACAUCAGCAACCGCAAAACGAUCCAUCUCAGGAACAUCCGAGAAGUCCUGCCAGUCCUUUGAGUAUUCGACACGAUUCGGGCGAGAGCAGCGUAAUCUCCCCAGGAUUACCAGAACGAUACAGUCCUCUUGGGGCGACAGGAUCGACCUCGAGUCACGAUCCUUACGCCUCGAGGUCUGUCCAAGAAUGUCCUGUUCCUCUUUGCAGAGGAAUACCGACUGAUUUCCCCCUCGCAAGGUCGCCCUAUUUAACCGCCCUUGGUAACGGCCAUCCUCAUCUGUUGGGCCAAGUUCAGCAACAACAGCAGCAGCAGCAACAACAACAGCAACAACAACAGCAAUUGCAACCGCAACAUGGCAGUAAACCACCGCGAAGUCUCGGUUUGAUAUGCGUGGUCUGCGGCGAUACCAGCUCCGGCAAACAUUACGGAAUUCUCGCUUGCAACGGAUGUAGUGGAUUCUUCAAACGAAGCGUCAGGCGGAAGUUGAUAUACAGAUGUCAAGCCGGUACUGGAAGAUGUGUCGUGGACAAAGCUCAUCGAAACCAGUGUCAAGCGUGCCGUUUGAAGAAAUGUAUGCAGAUGGGGAUGAAUAAAGACGCGGUACAGAAUGAACGGCAACCCAGAAACACUGCCACCAUUAGACCAGAGGCUCUCGUCGAGAUGGAUCAGGAACGAGCGCUUCGAGAAGCAGCGGUCGCCGUUGGUGUCUUUGGACCACCUGUGUCUUUGGCCAUGGCGAGAUACACGACACCACUGCCUUUACCCACCGUUGCCCCGACGACAAAUUCGACGAACCCUCCGACACCACCUCGACAGGAUAACGAAGAUGGAAAUGCAUCCGAGGAUAGUAUAGACGUAACGAACGAGGAACCAUUGACACCCCAAAGGAGCGGUUGCACGCAAAUUCCGCCUGUGAUCCCCUCGUUGUACUCGCCUGCAAGUGCUGAAACGGUCUACGAAACCAGUGCUAGAUUACUCUUCAUGGCUGUAAAGUGGGCCAAGAAUCUUCCGUCUUUCGCGAGUUUGCCUUUCAGGGAUCAGGUGAUACUACUAGAAGAGGCCUGGUCAGAGCUUUUCCUUCUGAACGCAGUGCAGUGGUGCCUUCCACUUGAAUCAUCGCCCCUAUUCAACUCCGCAGAAUUGACUGCCUUGACAUUAUCGCCGCAUCCUCAUCCCCAUUCCGGAAUCCAUAUGCAAACCACGACGGGUAAACCGAGUCAGGUGGCAGCGGAUGUGAGGCAUUUGCACGAUACCUUGCAGAGAUAUAAGGCUGUCAUGGUUGAUCCUGCUGAAUUCGCCUGUAUGAAAGCUAUAGUACUAUUUCGACCAGAGACCCGUGGUUUAAAGGAUUCGAGUCAGAUAGAAAAUCUGCAGGAUCAAGCCCAAGUGAUGUUGGGCCAACACGCCAGAGCGCAGCAACCAGGUAGUCCGGCAAGAUUCGGCAGGUUAUUGCUGUUGCUUCCAUUGCUGAGGACAGUGCCUGCCUCCAGGGUGGAAUUGAUAUAUUUUCACAGAACAAUCGGCAACACUCCAAUGGAGAAAGUCUUGUGCGACAUGUAUAAAAAUUAAAAAAAAAAAGGAGAUUCUCAUCAAAGAUAAGUGGAAUUCUAACGACUUAUAACAUAAGAUCGAUCCUGUAACAUAUUUCACAUUUUUCGCAUUCGAACGAAUGCCUUUGAAUAUAAAAAUUCGAUAAUCUAGUCAUCUGCAAAGUGAAUCUACCGCAGAUGCCUGAUCGAAAUUCCUUUGUAAUAUCGUCUCUUUAAGUGUGAUAUAAAAAAAAAAAAAGCACGAAAGACUUUUCCUCGCGAAAGUAUAUAUACUGACGUAUUUAGGUGCAGCGUAGGCGUUGGAAGUACAGUUUUAACGGCAGAUUAUUAAAAAAAAAAAAAAAAAGACUAGAAAGUAUAAAUAAAAGCAAUCGAGCAACCGACCAAAUAGUCGAGAAUGAUCGAUCGAAGGUGAUAGUUUACACGAAAGCCUUGGCCUAAGGAUGAAGCCCCAAAUAUGAAUUGAAUUUGCGACCUAGUGAUUUUUUUUUAUUAGAUCCCCAAGGUCGAGUAACGAUAGAUCCUUCGAGAAAGGUGAACGAAUCGACGAAUAACAGUAUUUAAUUUAAUGAUUCAACGGUAUCUAAGUGAAACGAAGGAUACUCUGUUCCGACGUGAAGAUAUAAAUAUAUAUAUAAAUAUAUAUAUAUAUACAUAUUUAUUUAUCAUAGAGAUGUUUAUCGAACAUUAGGUUCGACGUGUUGACCAAAUCAUUUUUUAAUUCUUCGAUUUUAAGUAAUCAAUUUUAUACGAAUCAUCGGGUUAAAAAAGAAACACUGAAAUAAAAAAUUUUCGUUUAAUUUAUUCGUUUAAUUUUUAUAUGUAUAUAUAUCGGUUUCUUUUCUUCUCUUUUUAUUUAUACUUUCUGAGAAAUAUGUAAGAUAAGAAUUUUGAAUAUACGAGUAAACUGAUACGAACUUUCGGACAGUUGUAAAAAGAUACACUUGUCUGUGCUUUUCUUGUAUAUUUCGUGUUGUGAUACUAUUUGUUGUAAAAAUCUAGAUACUGAGUCACGUGACAUAUAUUGUAACGAUUACGUAAUCACUUGUAAUAAAAGUACACAUGCGUAAGAAUCAUCGAAACGUCGAAUUAAUGACCCUCCUUGAUAAAAUAUUUAGAAAAUAAAUUUCUUUAACGAAAUAAAAAAAAAAUAUUGCUACUCUACGACAUCUCGUAUUUUCAAUAAAUCUAUAAAAAAAUUUCAACACUUCGAUACUGUGUUCUAUCAAGAUAGAAUGAAAAAUCUUUGUAAUUUUCCUUUAUAAAAUAAAUCAAAAACAUUAUCGUUACAAUAAUA